Messenger RNA from Leptonychotes weddellii (Weddell seal), 3474 nucleotides. NCBI's taxonomy places the organism in Eukaryota, Metazoa, Chordata, Mammalia, Carnivora, Phocidae. The record is from RefSeq and is a predicted model, not a curated record.
UGCCCCGUGUGCCGUGCGGGCGGGUAACUGCGUGCUGAGAUGCGGCCUCCCCUUGAGCGCAGCGUCUGGCUGGACGGCCGCGGGCUGGGGCGCGAAUAGGACCGGAGACGCGGAGGGGCCGCUUGGAGACCGACUGAGCGCGAGGCGGAGAGGUUACAGGAUAAAUGCCAUAUGAAAAAGUUUCAUCUGUCAUGGAAAAACGAGAGACAUUUGUACAAGCGGUGUCUAAGGAGCUGAUUGGAGAAUUUUUGCAGUUUGUUCAACUUGAUAAAGAUGCUUCUGACCCUUUCAGCCUAAAUGAAUUACUAGAUGAAUUAUCAAGGAAACAGAAAGAAGAGCUAUGGCAAAGGCUCAAGAAUUUAUUAAUAGAUGUGUUGUUAGAAAGCCCAGUGGCUGGGUGGCAGACGGUGGAAGUCCAGGGUGAAGAGGAUAUGGAAACAGAGCAUGAUUCAAAAAUGAAAAAAAACAUAGAAAUAAUUCAUGCAGUUACAUCUGUGGUUCUUGCUUCUGUAUCUGUAAUAAAUGAAAGUGAGAACUAUGAAGACUUACUGGAAUGUGCAGUUAUGUUGAAUGGUAUUUUAUAUGCAUUACCUGAUUCUGAAAAAAAGCUGCAGAGUUCCAUUCAGGACUUAUGUGUCAUAUGGUGGGAGAAAGGCCUGCCUGCCAAGGAAGAUAUGGGAAAGACUGCUUUUAUUAUGCUGUUAAGGAAGAGUCUAGAGACUAAAACAGGUGCGGACAUAUGUCGGCUUUGGCGUAUUCAUCAAGCUUUAUAUUGCUUUGAUUAUGAUUUAGAGGAAAGUAAAGAAAUUAAAGAUAUGCUACUUGAGUGUUUCAUAAGUGUUAGAUAUAUCAAGAAAGAAGAGGGAAGAAGAUUUCUUAGUUCUCUCUUCAAUUGGAAUAUAAAUUUUAUUAAAAUGAUCCAUGAGACCAUUAAAAACCAGUUACAGGGAUUACAAAAAUCUUUGAUGGUACACAUUGCAGAAAUUUAUUUCAGAGCUUGGAAAAAGGCUUCAGGGAAAAUAUUGGAGACAAUCGAAAACGGGUGCAUCCAGGACUUCAUGCACCACGGGAUCCACCUUCCGCGCAGGUCUCCAGUGCACCCCAGGGUGCGCGAGGUGCUGAGUUAUUUUCAUCAUCAAAAGAAAGUUCGUCAGGGAGUGGAAGAGAUGCUUUACAGAUUAUAUAAACCCAUCCUUUGGAGAGGACUAAAGGCCCGAAACUCUGAAGUCCGGUCAAAUGCUGCCCUGUUGUUCAUUGAAGCAUUUCCUAUUAGAGAUCCAAAUUUUAAUGCUAUUGAAAUGGAUAGUGAAAUUCAGAAACAGUUUGAAGAACUCUAUAGCCUUUUAGAAGAUCCUUAUCCGAUGGUCCGUUCUACAGGGAUCCUUGGUGUUUGUAAAAUAACUUCCAAAUACUGGGAAAUGAUGCCUCCAACCAUUCUUAUUGAUCUCCUCAAGAAAGUAACUGGGGAACUGGCAUUUGACACAAGCUCAGCUGACGUGCGCUGUUCUGUCUUUAAGUGUCUGCCGAUAAUUUUGGAUAACAAAUUAAGCCACCCAUUAUUGGAACAGCUUCUGCCAGCACUGAAAUACAGUCUCCACGACAAUUCAGAGAAAGUGAGAGUGGCUUUUGUUGAUAUGCUGCUGAAAGUCAAAGCCGUGCGGGCUGCUAAGUUUUGGAAAAUAUGCCCCAUGGAGCAUAUUUUGGUUCGUCUGGAGUCAGAUUCCCGGCCUGUGUCUCGGCGCCUGGUGAGCCUUGUCUUCAACUCUUUCCUGCCCGUGAACCAGCCCGAAGAGGUGUGGUGUGAGCGCUGCGUCACGCUGGUGCAGAUGAACCCCGCAGCCGCCAGGACGUUCUAUCGGCAGGCUCAUGAGCACACCGCCUGCACGAACAUAGCAAAGCUGAUUCACGUGAUUCGCCACUGCUUGAAUGCCUGCAUCCGGAGGGCCAUGCGCGAGCACCACGAGAGCCACGAGGAGAGGGAGAAGGAGAACGUUCUGGACAAAACAUUGUCUGUAAGCGAUGUUGCAUCCAUGGCCGGUUUGUUAGAAAUCGUUGUGAUUCUCUGGAAAAGUAUUCACAGAAGUAUGGAAAAUAAUAAGGAAGCCAGAGUUUACACCAUUAACAAGUUUGCCUCUGUGCUCCCUGAGUACCUGAAAGUCUUCAAGGAUGAUCGCUGCAAGAUCCCUUUGUUUAUGCUCAUGUCCUUUAUGCCGGCCUCUGCUGUGCCUGCAUUCAGCUGUGGUGUGAUUUCCACAUUAAGAAACCAGGAGGAAGGAGCAGCAGACAAGCGCUAUUGUACUUUGUUGGACUGUCUCUGCUCCUGGGGACAAGUGGGACACAUUCUGGAACUCAUCUGCGACUGGCUGCCAGAAGAACAACCCCAGAACAAGAGUAACUCAGCAUCUAAACGGAAAGUGCAAAUCCAUGACACACGCCCAGUAAAACCUGAAUUGGCCCUGGUUUACAUAGAGUAUUUGCUGACCCAUCCAAAGAAUCGACAGUGCCUGCUCUCUGCUCCCCAGAAGAAACUUAACCACCUUUUGAAAGCACUUGAAAUGUCAAAGGCCGAUCUGGAAUCAAUUUUGCAGUUGCCAGGUGGGAAACCUCAUAACUUUAAUGAAGCAAUGGCCCUGCGAGCCUUCAGCCUCCACUGCCGGCUGAGUAUUCAUCUUCAGCACCAGUUCUGCUCAGAAGGGAAAGUUUACCUGUCCAUUUUGGAAGACACUGGGUUUUGGUUAGAAAACAAAGUUCUGUCUUUUAUUCAAGAUCAAGAAGAAGAAUAUCUCAAGCUUCAUAGGGUUGUUUAUCAGCAAAUCAUCCAGACCUACCUGACAGUAUGUAAGGAUGUUGUGAUGGUUGGCCUUGGCGAUUACAAGUUUCAGAUACAACUUUUACAAUGGAGUCUCCGAAUCAUGCAAACAGUGGUGGUGUUAAAAUCUUUUCUCUGUCUUUACUAUAACUUUUCUGUAGGUAAACAGAGGAGUUCAAAAGUGAAGGAUGUUGCAGCCACUGUUCACAGAAAACUGAAGACGUUCAUGGAGAUCACUCUGGAUGAGGACAGCACGGAGAGGUUUCUCUAUGAAUCAUCAUCAAGAACUCUGGGAGCAUUUCUGAAUUCAUAACCAAGCCAACAUCUUUGGUCAUGUGAAAACAGAGAAAAGGAUUUAGCAAAAGUGAAAUGAAUGUGUAUUUUUUAGUGUUUUUAAUGUUAGUAGCCCAUAUCAUAGGGGUGGGAUUUAUUUGGGGAUUUAUAAGUAGGAAACUCAAAGGUUCUUAAGCUUUUGCCUGGUGCCCGCGUUAAUAAUAUAUUUAAUAUGAAGGACUCUAGGUAUCAGUAGUCAGUGCAGAAACCUGUGGUGCGAGGGAAAAGACACUUUUCUAGCAAAUGCGGUUGUUUUAAAAAUGACUUUUUAUAUAUAUAUAUAUAUAUAUAAAAUGUUGCUUAAACUAUGAGUAAUAAAAGCGAUGACAACA